This is a messenger RNA of Sungouiella intermedia, 888 nucleotides long. NCBI's taxonomy places the organism in Eukaryota, Fungi, Ascomycota, Pichiomycetes, Serinales, Metschnikowiaceae. The record is from the annotation of a GenBank genome assembly.
AUGGCCCCUUCUUCACAAACCAUCACAACCACAGAUAUUCCCUCAGAAAUUUCUGCCACGUCCUCCCGUGGAUACCAAUUUGGUGAACGUGGCUCCCACAACAUCGCUAAAGGUAUGCCUCAUCCGUAUCCAGUGCCAACCUUCACCGAUAAGCACGAGGAGAGAAAAUGGGCCAAGCAACACAUGGCUGCAGCCUUCAGAGUGUUUGCCAGAAAGGGCUACACCGAGGGUACCGCUGGUCACAUCUCAUUAAGAGACCCUGUGGAACCGGAUACCUUUUGGAUCAAUCCAUUGGCUAAACACUUUGGAUUGAUUAAAGCCAGCGACUUGGUACACUGCGACGAGCACGGAAACGUGCUUCCAGAUGGUCCACAGGCUGCCAUUAACGCUGCCGGAUUUGCCAUCCACUCGGCGGUACAUAAGGCCAGACCUGAUGUCAUCGCUGCUUGCCAUACCCACUCUGUGUAUGGAAAGACCUUCAGUGCUAUGGGUAGACCAUUGGACAUGAUCAGUCAGGACACAUGUACGUUCUACAAGAGUCAUUCUGUGUAUAGUGACUUUGGAGGUGUGGCCUUAGAGGCCGAGGAGGGCCAAGCCAUCGCUGCAUCGCUUGGAAACGGAAAAGGAGUUAUUUUGCAGAACCACGGCCUUUUGACGGUUGGCCAGACCGUGGAUGAGGCUGCAUAUCUCUUCACAUUAAUGGAGAGAUGUUGUGAGUGUCAGUUGUUGGCCGAUGCAGCCUUGAGACCCGGAGAGAAGUUGAAAGUAUGUGGUGAUGAAGAGGCUGCGUACACCGAGCACAUGUCGGCAGACCCUGAGACGCUCUAUACGGAGUUUCAGCCUGAUUAUGAGAUGGAAUUGUUUUACAACGACUCUUUCUUGCAGUAG